Messenger RNA from Thunnus maccoyii (southern bluefin tuna), 1411 nucleotides. RefSeq names its product putative C-type lectin domain family 20 member A. Bases 67 to 1305 code for a protein of 412 amino acids. The record is from RefSeq and is a predicted model, not a curated record. The transcript is spliced from 7 exons. Lineage: Eukaryota; Metazoa; Chordata; Actinopteri; Scombriformes; Scombridae.
CAUAAUCAGCCAGUGAGAAACUGAAGAGCCUGAUAGGAAAAUAAUAAACAUUAAUAACCACUUUGCAUGAAGCUUAUAAAGGUGAGGUACUGUAAAAGGUUAGCGUAUAAUCUACAACUGCAUAUCAACGGUCACAGACUAAAAGAGAGAAGCAGAAAGAAACAGACGAUGAUGGAGAAAGUUCUUCUCAGCAUCACAGCUGCAUCAGUGCUGUGUGCCGUCUCAUCAUACGCUCAACGUCAGUACCACUUUGUUUAUGAGCCAAAGACCAUGACUGAAGCGCAGAGUUACUGCAGAGACAAUUACACUGACCUGGCCACGAUAGACAACAUGGAGGAUGUGACGAUCCUGAACAACACGGCAGAUUUAAGCAAAAUGGUCUACCCGGAAUACAGCAAUCGAGCCUGGAUAGGACUGUACAAUGACGUGAACAGCUGGAGGUGGUCGCUGUCAGACAGACAUUUCUACAAACCCGGGGAGGCUGAGUUCAGAAAAUGGUCCCCUGGGGAACCAAACAACCAACACAGUGCAGAAUACUGCGCACAGAUGUAUGAUGGUGGACAAUGGAACGAUGAGAAUUGUACCAAUUCCUUUUGUGCAGUCUGCUCUGAUGUCAGAGGGUCAAAUGUGACAUUUGUCCUCAUCAACACUAUCAUGACAUGGACUGAAGCCCAGAGCCACUGCAGAGAGCACUACAUAGACCUGGCCAGUUUGAGAAAUGAAGAAGAGAACCAGAAGGUGAAGGAUCUGAUACCUGCAGGACAAAAAGUCUGGAUCGGCCUCUUCAGAGACUCCUGGAAGUGGUCUGAUGGAAGCAACUCCUCCUUUAGGAACUGGUCUCCAUCGGAACCUAAUGGCGGCAAUGAGUAUUGUGUGGCAGCAGACUUUGGCCGUUCUGGACAAUGGGAGGACUGGACCUGUGAUGUGAAGAAAGCAUUUGUUUGCUACAAAGCAGGAGAAGAUGUCGAGGCAGGACACCCACAGGACAACGCCACCAUCCCUGCAACAUCCCUGCAGCCAUGGCCCACAACUCAGACUCCAGAUUUUCCUUCAAGACAAGAAAGCACAAAAACUCCGGAGAAGAAGCCAACGCCUGUUUCAAAGUACGUGGUGCGAGUGAGUCUGAAGAAGAACUCCGCUCUGGAUCUGAAUGACCCUGCUGUGAUGGAGAACAUCUUGAAGCAGCUCAAACAGAGGCUAAAGCAGAAGGGGGUGAAUGGAGACGUCAAACUGAGCUGGAGGAAGCAGUCCGAUGGAAAAGUCUUCCACAAGGUCGAGAAGAAGACAAAGAAAGAUGAGUUUUAAUGUUGUGUAGAAGUUGGUCCGUCUAUUUCCAUGAAAGAUUUUUUCCUUUAUCCUUUAAAAGUGUAAAAUAUAUUUUCUUAUGUUCUUUAAAUUAUACAAAUAAUGA